AUGGCACAACGGCAAGGGCACUCCACUUCCACACUCUCCCUGCCCCUCUCGCUCGCGGCCGCGUCGCCGGCGGAUAUGCUAAUCUCUCCGGGGCUCGCUGCACCGCCGCCGUCUCAGCCGUCCCAUUAUCUCACCGCAGCGAGCCUCAGCGGCCGCGGCCUAGGCAGCCCCAUCCAACCGACCGCCUCUACGUCGACGACUCUCCUCUACCGCCCUCGUAGCCGCCCGCUGCUCCACUCCGCGUCUGUCAAGGCCAUUGCUAUCACGAGCACCUUCCCGGUGAGAGACACCGGGUGCCGCCUCGACCGCGACGACCUCCGCAGAAUCUGCAAAGAACCCGACCUGGAGGGCGCAGUUAACCUGCUCGACGAAAUGCUCCAGCAGAGAGGCCGCACCGGCUCGUCGGGCCAACUCACGCCACAAGAGCAGUCCGCAGUACUCCAAUGCUACACCGAGCUGCUCUCCCUGGCCUCUCUCAGACGAGGCCACCGCCUGCUCUCCAAGUCCAUGUCCCAGUCCCAGCGGUCCGGAAUCGCCACGCCCAUCCUGCACAGGAUCGCCACGCUGUACCGCAAGCUCGGCGCCCCUGCCGACGCACAUCGCGUCCUCACGGAAGCAUUGAGGCCUCCCUCACCACCUAUCAAGGAGGACGGGGCGCAGGCGAAGCGGAAGGAGGCCUACGAGAAGGUGCGCGAGCUGCACAAGGAGAUACGGGCGGUCGGCUACGUGCCAGAAACCCGCUUCGUGCUGCACGACAUCGACGAGGGCGCCAAGGAGCGCGCGCUCAUGUACCACAGCGAGCGCCUGGCCAUCGCGUUCGGGCUGGUGAGCACGCCGCCAGGCACGCCGCUGCGGGUCAUGAAGAACCUCCGCAUCUGCGGGGACUGCCACAACGCCGUCAAGCUCAUCGCCAAGGUGACUGGCCGUGAGAUCAUCGUCAGGGACAACAAGCGGUUCCACCAUUUCAAGGACGGUGCCUGCUCCUGCGGGGAUUACUGGUGAGGCAUCUUCAGUUUUCGCUACAACUACCAUUGACAUCAAUUCGUGUCUUUAGUAUAGUUCAGUGUCAUAGCUCAGUGGCUUGAUCAGGUCUGUAAAUUUUAGCAAAGGCUUGUGUGGCCUUGUGUAAGUGAAGAGAGAACAGUGAUGCACUUUGUUUAGCCAACAUGUGACCUGAUGCAUUAGCCAACAAGAUGAUAUUGGACAAGUGUACACCUGCUACAACGAAAUCUCAUUGAUCAAACAUGGUGAAGCUCACAAUUCUGCC
Messenger RNA from Lolium rigidum, 1267 nucleotides. Its product is annotated as pentatricopeptide repeat-containing protein At4g30700-like. Bases 1 to 1002 code for a protein of 333 amino acids. NCBI's taxonomy places the organism in Eukaryota, Viridiplantae, Streptophyta, Magnoliopsida, Poales, Poaceae. Gene Ontology annotation, molecular function: zinc ion binding. The record is from RefSeq and is a predicted model, not a curated record. The transcript has a single exon.